CUUGCAAAUCGGAUGGUGGUAUAACGUUCCAUAUUCAUUCUAUAGCCUGCAUGCAUGUGAGCAACCAACGUCCAAGCUACACAUGCAUACCCAGCGUACUUGUUUGCAUACCAUCCUUCAGUAUCCCAUCCAUUACCUCCCAUACCCCCUGUCACCUGCCAUGUCUUGUCUCCCGCAGAGGACGCAAUCACCUUUCCCUAAGCAGCCUCAUGAUCCAUUCCAGCAAGAUAGAGCGCGGAAAGCCCUUAUAGAAGCCUCGCUUUUUGAUCCAAAAAUUGGGUAUCAUGUCGUCUUCCCCUGCAGGAUGCUUCGGAAACCCGCGUGUUACACAACUCGACCUCGAUGAACACAGCCACCAUCCCAGCCGUUGCAUGCCGGUGAAGCAUCUACCGCAACAGUGUAACUCGUAAACCACGCAAUAGAAAUUGGUAA
Messenger RNA from Pseudomassariella vexata, 432 nucleotides. RefSeq lists its product as uncharacterized. Lineage: Eukaryota; Fungi; Ascomycota; Sordariomycetes; Amphisphaeriales; Pseudomassariaceae. The record is from RefSeq and is a predicted model, not a curated record. The transcript has a single exon. The coding region runs from base 83 to 346 and encodes 87 amino acids.